Menidia menidia (Atlantic silverside) is the source of this 3910-nucleotide messenger RNA. The record is from the annotation of a GenBank genome assembly. Lineage: Eukaryota; Metazoa; Chordata; Actinopteri; Atheriniformes; Atherinopsidae.
CCAGCCGGUUCACAGAUGUAGUCGCAGCUCGGAGCGGAAGGUAGAGGCCCGGCCGGGACGGAAGAAGAGUUCGAGCGCACUGCGGAGGGAGCGCAGCUAUGGGGAACGCACAGGAGAAGCCUCCCGGAGGAGGAGGAGGCGGCGGAGGAGGAGGAGGAGCAGCGGCCAGGGGGGAGCAGGCGAGGUCCGGGGGAGGAGGAGGCGUCGCGGGAAAACCCCAGAACCACAAGAGGGGGAUGGCCAACGGCUCUCCGGCGGAACGGAGCUCCGCGGUGGACACCAGCUGCGCGGUGGACACCAGCUACCUGGACGCUCCGGCGGGGGCUCUGCCCCCUCACCUGGGCCGGCUCAAGAACGAGGGCAACCACCUCUUCAAGCACGGCCAGUUUGGAGACGCCGUGGAGAAAUACUCCAAGGCUAUCGACGGAUGUUUGGAGGCAGGCAUCGACAGCCCAGAGGACCUGUGCAUUCUGUACUCCAACAGAGCUGCCUGUCUCCUUAAAGACGGAAACAGCUCCGACUGCAUAGAGGACUGCACCAAAGCUUUGGAGCUGCAGCCGUACUCCUUGAAGCCCCUGCUGCGCAGAGCAAUGGCUUAUGAGUCACUGGAGCGCUACCGGAAGGCCUACGUGGAUUAUAAGACAGUGCUGCAGAUGGACACCGGAGUGCAAGCGGCUCACGACAGCGUCCACAGGAUCACGAAGAUGCUGAUCGAGCAGGACGGACCCGAGUGGAGGGAGAAGCUGCCCGAGAUCCCCGUCGUCCCCCUGUCCGUCCAGCAGCAGCACAGGGAGAAGCCCACCAGCAUCGAGCAGGCGCAGGUGCGAGCCACCCGGGCCGUGCAGGAGGAAGCCAGAAGAAAAGAAGCCCGCUUCAAUUUACUGAAACAGGAAGGCAACAAUCUGGUGAAGAAAGGCCUCUACCAGGAGGCUCUGGAGAAAUACAGUGAAUGUCUCGCCAUAAAAAACGACGAAUGUGUUCUUUACACGAACAGAGCUAUUUGUCUCCUGAAACUGAGUCGUUUCGAGGAGGCCAAACAGGACUGUGACUCCGCAUUGCAGCUGGACCCGGGAAACAAGAAGGCCUUCUACAGACGAGCCCUGGCUUUCAAAGGUUUACAGGAUUACCUGUCGGCCAGCAGUGAUUUACAGGAAGUUCUCCAGGUUGACCCCAACGUACGGGAGGCCGAGCAGGAACUGGAGGUGGUGACGGGCCUGCUGAGGCAGAGUCUGAUGGCCACUGCUGCACACACACCCAGGGUGUGACGACUCCCUGUGGGGUACUUUGGAGAAAGGUGUGAGCACACACAGUGGCGUGUUUUCGUGAAAUGUUCUGUUUCUGGGUGUUAGUUUGGGCGAGGUAAAAGCUGAUCUCUGAUUGGCUAUGAGGUUAAAGGUUAAAGAUUUUAUCUGUGAGGAUUGUCAGUCAUCCAGGUCAUGGUCAAACUCGAAAAGUUCAGUUAGGCAACUGGACGUGACGUUUUCUAAAGAUUUUAUUAAAAAGAAUUUCAAUCAAACUCUGUAAGCCGUUGAACUUUGACCCCCUUUCCAAAGGUCUGAAGCCUUAAUUAGUGUGUUUUUCAUACGUUAGGCAGAGGAAAAAACAAAUGUAACUCAUUCUAUAGCUUAAUCGGUGAUCAAAAAUAUCAACAAUUUCCCUAAAAGUCAUUAGAGAAGCUAAAAAAACUGCAAACAAAAAUGGCCAAUGCCCACAAAGCUGGAGAAGGGCUAAUACACGAUAGCAAAGUGUUUUCAGGUAGCUCUCUCCUCGCAUUGAAACUCAAACAAAGGCAGUUCUAGGGAGUGAUGGAGGUCAGACAGCGGACCUAGAAAAACCAAGAAAACUUUCAAAGAAAAUGCCUGUAGGAUUUAGGCAUGAAAUGUCAGGGCAAAUCAGCGUCCCUGUAUGACAGCAAAGACCUUCAGGAAGAUGGAGCUGACGGAGGGGUGUCGAUGCACCGUUCAACGUGCAGACACAUGAAAUAAUACAGCUUCCAGAGGUUGCAAAUUUGUUACUAAACGAGCCAGAGUUCAGAAUAGAUUAGGCGGACAAAUGCCUCGGGCUUAUGUUUCACUCCGUGGGAUAUUUCACCUUUAUUAGGAAGAGGAUUUCAAUUAGACGCAAUCAAAAAGGGUAGCAUAAUAUAUUAUAAUGUGUGGAGAAAACUGCACACGGCUCACGGAAUGAACUUAGGGAUUACAAACUGAAGGUUUUACCUCACAAACCUCUGAUCUAAACAUUAGCUAUAAUCCUUAUCCAGACAUUUUAAACCCACUCCAAGUCCUCCUCUGUUUUUAUUUUCUUUUGGAAUGUUUUUAACACAGAAAUACAAAUACAUUUCAUUUAAAGGACAAGAUAAAUGUGUCAUCUUAAACUUAAUAGUUUUUUGGAAGCGAUUCGUCUUUUUUUUUUUUUUAGCUCCCUGAGCUAUACACACAGCAACAGAACGUUUUUCUGCCACUUCACUGCGCCGUGAGCCGGACUUUACGUCCGUCAGCCGUUGUAAUCGUGGAGACGACGGACGAGGAUCACUGAGACGAGCGCCGGGGACAACCAGCUUUUCAACUCAGCUCCAUUUGCAGUGUGUGUGUGCAAACCCCCGAGUACACGACCUCUCAAAACAGGAAGCUUUAUUUGAGAAGUCUAAUGUCACGGCACUUCUGACCCGCUUGCACUAUUAGUCUUUCCCAUUCUGAUGUAAUGUACUGUAAAUAUAGUUCCACGUGACAGGCUGCGGUCAGUGCGCUGUCCCCAGUUUCAGUGAAACCAGGAAGGAUGUGUGUAACGUGUGCCUUAUUGAGAUUUCUACCACAGAUAGAAUGAAACAUGCCAAGGUUUAAGAUUUAAGGUUGCAUUUUGAUUUGUUCUUUAAGACGUUUGGUUCCAAAGCUGUUCCUUGAAGUCAGAAUAAAAUGAAAAGCGGAAACAGGUAGUUUGUGGUGGGCAUUUGGGCCCUGGUGGUCAGGCAGUGAUUCACUGGUGACCCCUCUGACGGUCAUCUUGGUGGUUUUGGAGAUACGUUGAGCUGCUCCUGCUGAAGUUAGGGUCACAGAAUGAUCAGCCGUGCCCUGUAGGACCUACUGUAGCUAGGACUGUGUCUCAUGAUGCUGGGUGGGCAGUUUUAAGAUGAAAGGAAACAUCAACGUGUCCGUACCCUUCUCUCUUUAGGAACCAGAUAUAGAUGCUUAUCAUUAUAACUCAUUUAUUGUUAGCAAUCAAGAAACAAAUUCUGCAUUGAGAAAAUGGUGGAUUUAGUGUGGCUGUUAGCGCCUUUUUUUUGUGAGUCUGCCCGGGACACCUCUCUUUGCGGCAGAGCGAAUCAAGCGAGCCCGUUUUGAUUACUUUUGCACCACGCUUUUCCGUCAAAAGACGCGCUCAGAUUUACCAGGCAGAAAGCAACACCGGCCAUGACUUCCCUGUUGGGGUGCGUGCUGUUUUCGUCCGUUUAUCCUCCUGAUAAUCAGCACGGCUAAUCAGAUUUUUAAACCAACACCUCAACGGUUACGGUUUGAAAAGAUAUUAAAUGUGGGUGCGUGUGUGAUCUGACCCCAUUGCAGAUCAUCAUCCCGUGUUUUUGACUGAAAACUGUUGAGUCCAUCAGUGGUACCCAGAUGUUGGGCCGAGGAGUCUCCACCGUUAGGGGACACUUCUGAAACGGUUCACAUCUACCCCUCAGCAGGACUGAAAAUCUACGUCUUCUACAUAGCACAAUGUGCCACAGUCUUUAAUGUUUGGUGUGUUUCUUUUUUUCCCUUUGAUUUUUUUGUCAAACUAAAGUCUCCCCUAAAUGAACAAAGCUAGUAUGGAGCUCAAUUCUUUCCAGUUCUGUAUAUAUAGUUUAAUGGAAUGUAAAAGCAUGUACUGUAUGUAAAUAGACUGGAUGCAAAUGUACAUAAACUACAACAUGAAU